CUUCAUCCCUAACCCAGUUUUGUCUCAACAGCUUCUCUUAAUACCUCUCAGUUCACAUCCAAUUCUGCAAAAUAAAGUCGGAUGAAUCUGCUCCCCUAAUUUUAUCUCUCUUCCUUCAUCUUUGAUUCAGUUCCUCUUAAUCUAGUAGUGAAUUCAGUUAAUUUCUUCAGGAACAGAGUUUUCCAAUUUUUCUUUUUCUCCCACUUUUUUCCUUCUGUUCAUGAGGGAAAGAGCAUAGAUUAUCAUGAGAAAGAACACUGAAGAGCGGAAAAUUCUGCAGGCAGGAAGUAAGGCAACCAUGGAAGGAGAUCUGAGAAAAUCACUACUCACUUCUAUACCAAAAUCAUCAAUUCAAGAUGGCCGACCAAGCAGCAUGGUUUUUAAGAAAGCACAUACAGUAAUUCCUCCACACAUAGUAGCCGAAGCCAUAUCAACACUCCAUGGUCUUGACCUGAGAUGGUCAGGCCCAAUCACACCUACAGAGAUGCAAUAUGUUGAGCAAUAUGCACUUGCAAAGUACCCAGAGUAUUCUAAUGCUCUGGUUGAAGGAGGAGAAAAGACUGACCUCUAUGAUCUAUGCAUCAAAGAAGAGCCUCAAGAGCCGCUCGAUGACAAAAGAAAGUCACCUAGAGGUAGUCUUAGAGAGUCAGCUACACCCUCGUUUGGUAACAACCUGCCUGAUCUAAACAAAAUUCAAUUGGAACCAUCAAGACUGCUUGAUGUGCUCACCAAGAAAUCCUCCUUUCUAGGGAGUUUCAUCUCGAUCCCUGAAAUUCAAGCUCGAAACAAGGUUUUGAACCAUUGUGGACUACCUGAUGAGGAGUAUCUUGUUCUCUUCACUCAAAACUACAAGGAUGCAAUGAUGUUAGUUGGAGAGAGCUACCCAUUUUUCAGGGGGAACUUCUAUAUGACUAUUCUUGGGGAAGAAAUCGAUUACAUUAGGGCGUUUGCGAAUUACAAGGAGUCGAAAGUGAUCUCAGCACCAGAGACUUGGCUAGAUUUGAGAAUCAAGGGAUCACAACUCAGCCAAUACUUCAGAAGGAAGUGUAAGCAUAGCCCAAAGGGACUAUUUUCUUUUCCUGCAGAGGAAAAUGGGACAAGGUAUUCCAUGCAUUGGGUUUCUGAAGCCCAUCGGAAUUCAUGGCAUGUUCUGCUUGAUGCCACCGCGCUGGUUGUUGGGGAGGAUCACUUAAACCUCACACUCCACAGGCCUGACUUUUUGUUGUGCAGUCUUAACAAUACCCAUGCUCAUACUUCAAAGAUCACAUGCCUCUUGGUCAGGAGAAAAUCAUUUGAUACAACAGCUUCAGUGCAGUCACUCGAGGCCUAAGCAAUAUCAAUACACAAUUUGCACUGUAUGUCCGGAGGGAAAAAAAAAAAAGGAUGACUGAAAACAGAAACCCUUUUGUAUUCUAGAU
Messenger RNA from Ilex paraguariensis (yerba mate), 1418 nucleotides. The record is from the annotation of a GenBank genome assembly. NCBI's taxonomy places the organism in Eukaryota, Viridiplantae, Streptophyta, Magnoliopsida, Aquifoliales, Aquifoliaceae.